GAGCACGACCACUUCCAUUGAUGAGCAGACAAGCAGCAGAGGCGAACGUCAAUUGGCCCAGGUCAUCUCUAAAGGCCUCGGAAUUGGGAUGAUGGAAGAGAAAGGCCUGAUGGUAAACAGAAAAAGCACACAGGAAUUUGCUGUAGAGGGGCUGAAGCAUUUAGAGGACACCAUUGAGGCAGCGUAUCAGAUAAUCUCUUCCAUGAACGAGGAGCUCUGCAAUCCAGCAUUAUGGUCUACAACUUCUGUUGCUCACUCUUCCAAUGGCAUCAAUGCUGAUGCUUCUGAUUCAUCACAUCACUUAGAAACAGGUGGUGGAGCUCUUGAAGAGGCUCGUCUCCGUUACAAGUCUUCCGUGGCUUCUCUUCGUGAAGUUCUUUCUGCCAUUCCUAGUAUUCGUAAGUCAAACACAUAUGAGGCGGGCUCCACCAGUGCUGGUUCAGAACCCCAAGCGGAUCAAGCUGAAAUUGAGAAACUAGAAGUGAGAGUCAUCAAACUAAGACAGGAGCUCACGGAUAAGAACAAUCAUCUCAAGGUUCUUAUAGAUCAGCUUCGAGAUCUUAUUACUGACAUAUCCACAUGGCAGAGUCCUUGUCCCAUUUAACACUUUGAGAAAACAUGUAUAACAUGGAAAGCAGCUUCAGCAUUUAGGUCGUCAUCUGUUUACAGUAUUUCUAAGGUGAUGUAAUUUCUCUUAUGAAACUACAGAUGUACUAGAAUUUCUGUGAGGUGAGUAUACUUUUAUAAUGUAUGCUGGAUUUUGUUUGGUUUGUCAAGUAUGUGAAUUUAUCUGU
Messenger RNA from Telopea speciosissima, 794 nucleotides. Its product is annotated as mediator of RNA polymerase II transcription subunit 30-like. The coding region runs from base 89 to 604 and encodes 171 amino acids. The transcript is spliced from 4 exons. NCBI's taxonomy places the organism in Eukaryota, Viridiplantae, Streptophyta, Magnoliopsida, Proteales, Proteaceae. The record is from RefSeq and is a predicted model, not a curated record. Gene Ontology annotation, cellular component: mediator complex.